AUGACAAGCAGCAUGCUAAAGACAUUGAUACCAAUAUGUUUGGUACUACUAUCUAUCGCAAUAACAUCAUCACAGGUACAAGCACAAACACUAAACAUUAAUGAGCGUCAAUCAUUAAUGUUUAUCGCUCAGCAAUUAGGACUUAGAUGGAAUAUGACGGCGACAACAUGUCAAGGCAUAACCAGUCAGAUCACAUGUAAAACAGUAAACAAUGAACAGACUGUCUUAACAAUUUAUGCAGUUGAGAAUAAUCCAGUUGCAAGUGGAACACCCAAUCCCAAUGCCACAUUGUACUUUCCCAACCUCAAUACAUUCUCCUAUCUUCCAGACUUCGCAGUCUCAUUCAUCAAUGAUCCUACAAUCAAUCUGAUGACCAAGCUGGACAAUGCCAACAAUGUCCAACUAACAUUUAUCAGAUUGUAUAAUAACCUAAUGAUCAGUGUCAGCUUUCCAACCGAAUACCCUACGUUCAUACCUCUUCGUACAAUUGAUUUCAAGGGCAUAAGUAUUGAGGGAGAUAUACCUCAGCACACUAUCUCCAACUUGCGAGACUUCACUGUGAAUAGGUGCCAGUUCAAGUCAUCACAGGGCAAGAUCAAUCUGAACACUCUGGCAACAUAUCCAUACCUAACGAACUUAUGGUUAUAUUAUCCAAGGACACAAUCUCAACUCCUCACACUCAAUGUCACCAUGGACAACUUCCCAGUGUUGACCGCAUUAUCAAUCACAUCUGAUCAACAAUAUAGUUUAGAUAUUAGGAGUCAUUCUAGGUUACGUACAAUUUUGUAUGUAAGGAAUGGUACACUGACCACUGGUAACAGGAGUUAUAUGAAUAUAUUCAAUACAACUAGUUUGACUACAAUGACCCUGACAAGUAUCCAGGUAUUUCCAACCGAUCUUACAUCCAUCAAAUUGUAUACAGUAGACCUAUCUGAUGUAGUACCAAUGUUGGAGUUUAAAGGAUUGAGAGCAAUGACAUACACUACUUCCAACUUGACAAGAUUCCCUCCAGCAACAACCAUCGACCCUCUAUACCAAGGAACAAUGUUAUUAUUCCAAAAUGAUAUAGUAGGACCUCUACCAGACUACAAUUCAGGCAAGCCACUUCAACAGUUCAAUAUGCAGAACAACCUAAUGUUUGCUGGACCCAUCCCACAAUCAUACUGUCGCGUACACAAGGGUAGAUUCUACUUUACCUACACAUCACUCACUCAAGUGCCAGACUGUUUCUACUGUUUCUGGAAAGAUGUCAACUCCUUCUUCCCUCCAUCAGUCACUGUACCAACUAAUUUCACUUGCAAUUCCACUUUGUUCCAAACCAAAUAUUUGUUGACUCAAGAGACUGGAAUGGGAGGAAUUACAAUCAGAGGCCAGAACCUAGGUUACUGUGACACAUAUCCAGAUGUAACGUGUCUUGAACCAAACGAAUUGUAUUACUACUCUGUCAAGAAUGCGUCUGGCUCGGCCAACUUAACAUUCUCCAAGUUGUAUAAUAUCUCAAGAGUAAUCACAUGGGACACUGACAUAACUCCAAACUUUUCAAGCGCUCCCAAUAUAUCAUCUACUGAGUUAUCACAGGCUUUUGACUCGAAGAAGAUUACAUUUGGGCCAACGAGUAUUGUCUUUGUAUCCAACAACUUUCGAAGAUUGAACACAACUUUAGUUCUACGUGAAUAUCCAAGUGUUUCAUCAACAACAAGGUUGACAGUGAAUGGUGGACAGGUCUCAUUCUUUGGAUACUUUGGCAGCAAUAUCAGUCAAGACUACAAGGUAUCGAUCAAUGGUAUAAGUUGUCAAGGAACAGCUAGUAGUUCAUUCGACUCUGGUGCAAUCAGUUGUAACAUGCCAGCCAACCUAAAGCCUGGCUACGCAGACCUGGCAAUCACAGUCAAUGCACAACCUUACUUCUCCAAUGAUACAUUGGUUAUAUAUGGCGUUGAUAGCAAGGAUGACUGUGGCCAGACCAUACCACUAUGCGGUGGCAAUGGAGUCUGUACAACAGGCCGCUGUCAAUGCUAUGUUGGCUUUGGUGGAUAUUAUUGUGAGUCCAAGCUCAACCCUGGUGUGGUGAUCUUGCCCAACACCACUAGCCCAUCGACCAUCAUACAAGCAAAUGGAUCAGCAUUCCAAUUCAACAUCAUUGCAAUUCAAGAGAUGGACUCAAAUCGCAACAUCAUUGCCGAGUUGUUGACCUCCAACUGGACCUAUAACUCAUCCCCAUCGGACAACGCAACAUCAUACUCAUACACACUUGGUGCGCCCACAGCAUCACUCAACCAGGAUAGCCUGAGUGUGAUGGUGCGAUUGGACGUUGCGACAGCGACACGCACAGUUGAGUUUGCUGGACAGGUCGUCACAUACCCGCCCAACUCUUUGAAGAUGACGAUCAAUGUUGAUGGAUGGACGUUCAAGUCCAACUUGAACACAUUGCGCGUGGGCACAGGCAGCUUCAUUGGAAUGGACUCGCUCAACAACAUACAAUACCUCAGAGUGAUCAGCAAUGGUGUGGAACUGUUUGGUCGAUUCCUGCCCUAUGCAUUGUCCGAUGGCAGACCAGCAUUCUCACGAAAUGAGAUCAUCAACAUGACUGACGGUGCAACACUAUUUGGUAUCAACUUGCCACAUUGUAGCCAGAGUUGUGUGAUUGAUCCUGACUUCUCUGUGCUAGUGGAUCAGAGUGGCGAAGAUGGUAAAUGUGGCCGAGACAAUACCAAUCGAUGGAAGAUACCAGUGAUUGUUGUUACCGUUGUAGUAGGAUCAGUAAUCAUACUCACGGCCAUCAUCAUUGUAGCAAGACGUAUGCUGAAUGGUCGAGAUAUCAUUCAUGUGUUUAAGAUGAAGAAUAUUGAAUAA
Acytostelium subglobosum LB1 is the source of this 2853-nucleotide messenger RNA. RefSeq lists its product as hypothetical. The coding region runs from base 1 to 2853 and encodes 950 amino acids. The record is from RefSeq and is a predicted model, not a curated record. Lineage: Eukaryota; Evosea; Eumycetozoa; Acytosteliales; Acytosteliaceae. The transcript is spliced from 15 exons.